CCUAGCCAUAUUUCGACAGCGAGAUAUCCAGCCACGACGUCAGAUGAAGAAGAGACAACAAGAACUGCUCAUUGUGUGGGUGCACAUAAAAAGACCGGUCGUGGGACAGACGAGGAACGAAUUGAGAUUCUUGGAAAUGUUCCAAAUGUUCUGGAGAAGCCGAUUAAUGUCAUAGGAGAGCGAUCGUUUCAGGAGGUGGAGGUUGUUUCAACGGAAGAACAAGAAGAAGCAAUUGUCUUGAAGAAGCAGGAAGGCGUUCUUGACAAUCUCGAAGAUCAUAUCAAUCUCGAAGAUGCUGGCGCUGUUGUAGCGGUCGG
Messenger RNA from Amoebophrya sp. A25, 317 nucleotides. The record is from the annotation of a GenBank genome assembly. Lineage: Eukaryota; Dinophyceae; Syndiniales; Amoebophryaceae.